Triticum turgidum subsp. durum (durum wheat) is the source of this 2667-nucleotide messenger RNA. Lineage: Eukaryota; Viridiplantae; Streptophyta; Magnoliopsida; Poales; Poaceae. The record is from the annotation of a GenBank genome assembly.
AUGGAGGCCGUGUACAACUCCCGCACCGAGCCCGGGUCGCGGAGGGGAAAUCCCAAACCCCUCUCGCAAGAAAGAGUCUUUAUAGCUAAACUAAUCCCCUCUGGCCCUGCCUCUUCCUCCUCAUCACUUCGCCUGCUGCCCACCCAGCGACCCGGAGAGAGACGCCGAAACCUAGCGACGCCGCCGACGACCCCCCCGGAUCCGCCGGCCAUGGCGACCCCCAACCCGCCGCCGCCCCAGCAGGACGAGCCCUCCUCCUCCGCCGAUCCCAAGGCGAAGAAGGACUACUCGACAGCGAUCCUGGAGCGGAAGAAGUCCCCCAACCGCCUCGUGGUCGACGAGGCCACCAAUGACGACAACUCCGUCGUCGCCCUCCACCCCGACACCAUGGAGAGGCUCCAGCUCUUCCGCGGCGACACCGUCCUCCUCAAGGGAAAAAAGAGGAAGGACACCAUCUGCAUUGUUCUUGCUGAUGACACAUGUGAUGAGCCGAAGAUCAGAAUGAACAAAACUGUCAGGAAGAACUUGAGAGUGAGACUUGGUGACGUGGUGUCUGUUCACCAAUGCCCGGAUGUGAAAUACGGGAAGCGGGUGCACAUACUUCCUAUUGAUGACACAGUUGAAGGGAUUACAGGAAACUUGUUUGACGCCUUCUUGAAACCAUACUUCCUUGAAGCUUACCGUCCUUUGAGAAAGGGAGACCUUUUCCUUGUGAGGGGUGGAAUGAGAAGUGUGGAGUUCAAAGUUAUAGAGACUGACCCGGCAGAGUAUUGCAUUGUUGCACCAGACACUGAGAUCUUCUGCGAUGGUGAACCUGUUAAGAGGGAGGACGAGGAGAGGCUUGACGAUGUUGGCUACGAUGAUGUUGGUGGAGUCAGGAAGCAAAUGGCCCAGAUCAGAGAACUGGUUGAACUCCCACUGCGUCACCCUCAACUUUUCAAGUCUAUCGGUGUUAAGCCUCCAAAGGGCAUAUUGCUGUUUGGACCACCUGGCUCCGGCAAGACCCUUAUUGCCAGGGCUGUUGCCAAUGAGACGGGUGCAUUCUUCUUUCUGAUCAAUGGCCCAGAAAUUAUGUCCAAGUUAGCAGGAGAAAGUGAGAGCAAUCUCAGGAAGGCAUUUGAAGAAGCAGAGAAGAAUGCACCAUCAAUCAUCUUCAUUGAUGAGAUUGAUUCAAUAGCCCCAAAGAGAGAGAAGACCAAUGGAGAAGUUGAAAGGCGUAUUGUGUCUCAGCUGUUGACCCUUAUGGAUGGGCUUAAGUCCCGUGCGCAUGUUAUUGUUAUGGGUGCUACAAACCGCCCAAACAGUAUUGAUCCUGCUCUCAGAAGAUUUGGUAGGUUUGAUCGUGAGAUUGACAUUGGAGUCCCUGAUGAAGUUGGCCGUCUUGAAGUUCUCAGGAUUCACACCAAAAACAUGAAGUUAGCUGAAGAUGUUGAACUGGAACACAUUUCACGGGACACCCAUGGGUAUGUUGGUGCUGAUCUUGCUGCUCUUUGUACUGAGGCUGCUCUUCAGUGCAUUCGUGAGAAGAUGGAUAUUAUAGAUCUUGAGGAUGAGACCAUAGAUGCUGAGAUACUGAAUUCUAUGGCUGUGACAAACGACCAUUUCAAGACUGCACUAACGACAAGCAACCCAUCUGCUCUCCGUGAAACUGUUGUUGAAGUUCCCAAUGUCUCUUGGGAAGAUAUUGGUGGUCUGGAGAAUGUCAAGCGGGAAUUGCAGGAGACUGUCCAAUACCCUGUGGAGCAUCCAGAGAAAUUCGAGAAGUUUGGCAUGUCUCCUUCCAAAGGUGUUCUGUUCUAUGGUCCUCCUGGCUGUGGUAAAACCUUGUUGGCCAAGGCAAUUGCAAAUGAGUGCCAGGCUAACUUCAUCAGUAUCAAGGGACCUGAGCUGCUGACCAUGUGGUUUGGUGAGAGCGAGGCUAAUGUGCGUGAGAUCUUUGACAAGGCUAGAGGGUCAGCACCAUGUGUCCUCUUCUUUGAUGAGCUUGACUCUAUUGCCACCCAGAGAGGAAGCAGCGUCGGCGAUGCUGGAGGUGCAGCUGAUAGAGUGCUGAACCAACUGCUGACUGAGAUGGAUGGCAUGAACGCCAAGAAAACUGUCUUCAUCAUUGGUGCUACCAACAGGCCAGACAUCAUCGACCCUGCCCUGCUUAGGCCAGGGCGUCUUGAUCAGCUUAUCUACAUCCCUCUUCCUGAUGUCGAGUCGAGGCACCAGAUCUUCAAAGCUUGCCUCAGGAAGUCUCCUCUGGCCAAGGAUAUUGAUCUGAGUGCUCUGGCCAAGUACACCCAAGGGUUCAGCGGUGCUGAUAUCACGGAAAUUUGCCAGCGUGCUUGCAAAUACGCCAUCAGGGAGAACAUCGAGAAGGACAUCGAGAGGGAGAGGAGGAGGAAGGACAACCCUGAAGCCAUGGAGGAGGAUGAGGUGGAUGAGGUCGCUGAGAUCAGGGCUGCUCACUUCGAGGAGUCGAUGAAGUAUGCACGCAGGAGUGUGAGCGAUGCCGACAUCCGCAAGUACCAGGCCUUUGCCCAGACUCUGCAGCAGUCUCGUGGUUUCGGCAGCGAGUUCCGGUUCCCUGAUCAGCCGGCCGCGGGCGCCGCCUCUUCUGCUGCCGCCGACCCUUUUGCAUCCGCUGCCGCAGCAGCUGAAGAUGACGACUUAUAUAGCUAA